Gossypium raimondii (Peruvian cotton) is the source of this 1752-nucleotide messenger RNA. RefSeq lists its product as uncharacterized. The transcript is spliced from 4 exons. NCBI's taxonomy places the organism in Eukaryota, Viridiplantae, Streptophyta, Magnoliopsida, Malvales, Malvaceae. Gene Ontology annotation, molecular function: nucleic acid binding; zinc ion binding. The record is from RefSeq and is a predicted model, not a curated record. Bases 1 to 1752 code for a protein of 583 amino acids.
AUGGAGUUGCCUUUGGGGCCAAUUACUCGAGCACGUGCCAAGAAGUUCCAAGAUGCUGUAGCAAGCUAUAUUGCUCGAUUGUGGAGUGAUGGGAGCCCGGAACGACGAGCAACAAGUGGAGCUGGUGGAGGAGUUAAUCUUCAACCAAGGAGAAACGUUCCCGGAGGCGGAGUGCCCGAUCUACAAGUUCAAGCAAUCGUGCGAGAAAUUUCUCGUUUGUUCCAACCUCAAUUCGAUUCCCUUCAUGAACGAAUGGAACAAAUGGAGGAACGAAGCCAACGUGCGAACACCCCUCCUAUUCUGAGAAGAGAGCGAGAACGUCCAUGGCAACAUGCAAAUGAUCUAUAUGAAGUAAGUGACGUUGAAAGUGAUCGAGCUUCGCGACAAAGUGCAAGGCGACAAGGCCAACGAGCACGGGGACCAAGAGAUCGAGAGAGGACCGAUGAUGAUUUAAAGAGCAUUAAAAUGGCAAUUCCUACUUUUCAAGGAAGGUCGGAUUCCGAGGCCUAUCUUGAAUGGGAGAAGAAGGUGGAGUUAGUUUUCGAGUGCCACAAUUACUCGGAAAGCAAGAAGGUGAAGUUAGCUGCUAUAGAAUUCUCCGAAUACGCCAUAAUAUGGUGGGAUCAACUCACGAUGAGCCAAAGACGCAAUGGCGAACGUCCCGUGUCUACAUGGGCGGAAAUGAAAGCCAUAAUGAGAAAGCCAUUCAUUCCUGCUUACUAUCACCGAGAGUUGUAUCAAAAGCUCCAAAGCUUAACUCAAGGCCAACAAAGCAUGGAGGAUUACUACAAGGAAAUGGAAGUGGCCAUGAUCCGCGCUGAUGUGGAGGAAGAUCGAGAAGCCACCAUGGCUCGAUUUCUCGUCGGCCUUAAUCGAGAUAUUGCAAAUAUUGUGGAGCUACACCAUUAUGUCAAGGUCAUUGAUAUGGUCCAUAUGGCCAUAAAGGUUGAAAAACAAUUAAAGAGAAAAGGUACGUUCCGUUCUUUCCCUAAUACUUCUUCUACAACUAGGUGGGGGCAAGGGUCCAACAAACGAGACUUGCCGAGUCGAAAUAAAGAAGUAAGUGGAGCUACCAAAUUCAACAAACCAAUGGCCGAAUCGAGUAAAGGAAAGAUGGAUGCCCAACCAAAUAGAUCCCGAGACAUCAAAUGCUUCAAAUGUCUUGGAAGGGGCCACAUCGCAAGCCAAUGCCCGAACCAGAAUGCGAUGUUUGUUCGAGAUGAUGGUGAAAUUGAAUCCGAAAGUGAACAAGAGAACGAGGCUGUUGAACAACUCAAAGAAGAGGAAGACAUCGAACAAGCCGAGAAUGGAGAAAUCUUGGUUGUGAAAAGAAGCCUUACUUUGCAAGGUGUCGAAAAUGAUCAACAACGCGAAACCAUCUUCCAUACGCGAUGUCAAGUGCAAGGUAAGAUUUGUUGCGUGAUAAUCGAUGGGGAAAGUUGUACAAAUGUGGCUAGUACGUUGAUGGUGGAGAAACUCGGAUUGGCCACCACCAAACAUCCCCAUCCGUAUAAACUCCAAUGGCUUAACGAUGGUGGAGAAUUGAAGGAAUUUCAAGACGUAUUCCCGGAAGAAAUCCCGAGUGGGUUACCACCUAUUUGUGGAAUUGAACACCAAAUCGAUCUUGUGCCGGGAGCUGCAAUUCCAAACCGACCUGCUUACCGGAGCAAUCCUGAAGAGACGAAAGAAUUACAAAAGCAAUUCCGAAGAAGGAUGGAACGUGGAGGAUGUGCGUGGACUGUCGUGCUAUAA